AUGCUUCCUGGGUUCCAUCCUGACCCAAGCUGCAUCUUUGUAAAGGAGUGGGAUGAGACCUUUUUCUGCGCUUCAUCUAGCUUCAAUGCAUUUCCUGGCAUCCCGAUCCAUGCAAGCAAAGAUUUGCAGAACUGGAAGCUAAUUGGACAUGUACUCAAUCGACGAGAGCAACUUCCCAGGCUCGCAGAAACGAAUCGAUCCACCAGUGGCAUAUGGGCGCCAGCUCUGCGCUAUCACAAAAAGACUUUCUAUCUCGUCACCACCCUCGUCGAUGACCAUCUUCCUCAAAACGAUCCCGACAGAUGGGACAAUAUUAUCUUCAGGGGGAAAGACCCAUACAAACCCUCCUCUUGGUCCGUUGCAACACACUUCAAGUUCCAAGGCUAUGACCCAUCGCCCUUCUGGGAUACCGACGGCCAGUCAUACAUCAAUGCUGCAUUUGCGUGGCAGGUUAGCCCCGGUAUUUAUCAAGCGAAAGUCGAUCUUGAAACAGGCGAGGUGCUUUCGGACUGGAAGCUCAUCUGGAAAGGCACGGGAGGCAUGGCUCCUGAAGGCCCCCACAUCUAUCGAAAGGACGGGUACUACUACCUUAUGGCCGCAGAAGGUGGUACCGGACUCGGACAUAUGGAGACGAUCGCUCGCUCGAAGAGUCUGAGUGGCCCCUUUGAAUCGAACCCCGCCAACCCCAUCCUUACAAACGCUAACACCAGUAGCUUGUUCCAGACCGUGGGUCAUGCCGACCUGUUCCAAGAUGGAGGCGGUAACUGGUGGGGCGUUGCACUCUCUACACGCAGUGGUCCAGACUAUUUGUACUACCCUAUGGGCCGGGAAACCGUGCUUGCUCCAGUUACUUGGAAGAAAGGAGAGUGGCCUUACUUCACCCAAAUCAGUGGGCAAAUAAGCGGAUGGAAGCUUCCUCGCCCCAACAGGAACAUCAAAGGCGUAGGGCCAUUCACGGGGGAGGGUGAUGACAUUGACUUCGUUCCAGGGUCUCAAUUGCCAGCUCACUUCACUCAUUGGCGUUUCCCUAUCCCUGAUUCGUACGCUGUCUCUCCUCGCGGUCAUCCGAACACUCUUCGCAUCAAAUCAUCGCGACUCAACCUCACAGCUCUUAAUGGAAACUAUGCUGGACCCGAAGGCCAAUCCUUCGUCUCUCGUCGACAACAGCAUACUUUCUUUACCUACAGAGUCGAUCUAGACUUUAAGCCUACGAUUCUUGAAGAAGAGGCCGGCAUUACGACUUUCCUUACGCAGAACCACCAGUUCCACAUGGGCAUAGUUGGCCUAGCCAACGAGAACGGAAAGGUUGUUCCGCAUAUCCGAUUCCGCGGAGAGUCCUAUGUCCCUGUACCAGACCCAGUCGUCCUCCCUGUCCCAGAUGCGUGGAAAGGGAAGACUUUAACACUAGAAGUUAAAGCGUCCAACGUCUCCCAUUAUUCGUUCGCUGUUGGACCUGCUGGAUCUCGCGAAUUGCAGACAAUCGUCGUUGCUUCAAAUGACCCUGUCAGCUGGGGCUUUACUGGCGUGCUGCUCGGGGUAUACUGCACCACGAAUGGAGGUGCAGGCAAAGCAGAGGCGUAUUUCUCCAAGUGGAAAUAUAUUCCUCAGGGCCAAUUGAGAGAGUGA
Messenger RNA from Coprinopsis cinerea okayama7#130, 1626 nucleotides. RefSeq names its product arabinofuranosidase. The record is from RefSeq and is a predicted model, not a curated record. Gene Ontology annotation, molecular function: hydrolase activity, hydrolyzing O-glycosyl compounds. Bases 1 to 1626 code for a protein of 541 amino acids. NCBI's taxonomy places the organism in Eukaryota, Fungi, Basidiomycota, Agaricomycetes, Agaricales, Psathyrellaceae. Gene Ontology annotation, biological process: carbohydrate metabolic process. The transcript has 11 exons.